ACUCUCAUGAUUGCUGUACAUGUCUUACCCCUCACCAGCGCCUCCCACCGCAUCGCCCAUCACCACCGAUCUCAGGAGCAGACCAAGUCUUAAAAUCUGCUCAGUUGGACCCCUUGUAGUAUAUCUUAAGGGGCAGAAGGCCUCUCAAAGUACUCUUCCGCUGAGAUUUAUUUUAGUUAUCAGCACAGGAGAUCUCUUCGUCGUCUUGAAGAGUUGAUAUUUAUUUGAGUGUGUUGGAACUUAAAAUGCUGACAGAAUCGUGUGGCCUGAUGGGAACGGACGUCAGAGACCUAAACGCCCUUUUACCGGCGGUCCCGACGCUUCCUGGGGGGAACACCAACUGUUCACUGCCUGUCAGCGGAGCUCCGCAGUGGGGGCCGAUGUUGGACUUUCACACAGGCACCCCGUACGGAUCUCUUCCCACACAUUCGUUCGUCAAGCAGGAGCCGGUCUGGGGCCCCGUGGAGCCUCACGAGGAUCCGCACUGUAGUGUAGGGGCCUUCACUGUGCACUUCUCAGGCCAGCUCACAGGAACCGGAGGCAUGCACGGGGCUUUUACUGAUUCUACCUCCAGCAACAACAGGAUGUUUUCUAGUGCACCCUACAUGCCAGGCUGUAUGGAGAGUCCUCCUGUACCACGCAACCAGGGUUAUGGUCCAGUGGCACUGGAUGGAGCUCCCAGUUAUGGUCACACACCUGCACAUCACAUGUCACCAUAUCCCAACCAUUCCUUUAAACACGAGGACCCUAUGUCUCCGCAAAGCACCAUGGGUGAGCAGCAGUACUCCGUCCCUCCGCCUGUUUAUGGGUGCCACAGUCCUCCUGAGAGUCAGACGUUGCUCUGGAGAAAUGCAUUUAACAGUGAUAAUCUCUAUCAGUUGGAUCGUGGAACCUGGAAUCCCGUCAGCCCGCUGACACCCAGCAUUAAAAGUCACACUUCAAGUUAUGAUGUUGAACCGUCUGCAGCAGCUCCUGUGGUCUACACACAGUACCAUAUCCACACACAUGGGCUCUUCAGAGGAAUACAGGAUGUGAGGAGAGUGCCCGGCAUCAGUUCGUCUAUAGCCAAGUCAUCGGAGACCAAUGAUAAACGUCCUUUCAUGUGUUCAUACCCCGGCUGUAGUAAAAGAUACUUCAAACUGUCCCACCUGCAGAUGCAUGGCAGAAAACACACAGGAGAGAAGCCAUAUCAGUGUGAUUACUCCGGCUGUGGACGCAAGUUUUCCAGAUCUGAUCAACUCAAGAGACAUCAGCGCAGACACACCGGUGUCAAACCAUUUCAGUGCGAGACAUGCCAACGAAAGUUUUCCCGCUCAGAUCAUCUUAAGACCCACACGCGGACUCAUACAGGUAAAACAAGUGAGAAACCCUUUAACUGUUGUUGGCCGAGCUGUCAGAAGAAGUUUGCCCGCUCAGACGAGCUGGUCAGACAUCACAGUAUGCAUCAGAGGAACAUGACCAAAGUCUAGUCUUCAGUAUGAAGAACACUGUAUAUAAAACACACAGACAGACGCUGAGAUACUCUCAAUAGAUGGACCAUGACCACAUGAGCUGUUAAAGUUACAGCCACGUGUGAAUUUGUUAUAGUGUGACAGUCUGGGAACAGUACAGUUUACUAAAGGCUUCAGGGGACAGUUUGAAAAUGAGGAAUAUUGUACAUCUCAUUUUGUAAAUAAUGACUGGUUUCUGUUUUUUUAUCUUCAUAUUUUUGAUCAAUGUUGUUAAAGUGAUUGCACUGGAAAUAUUUCUUUUUUUUGUGCUGGGACACAAAUUUACAUAAUUUGGAAAGUCCAUUUAAGAAAAGUGAAAUUUGAGUAAAUUUGUUGAUAACA
Paramisgurnus dabryanus is the source of this 1832-nucleotide messenger RNA. The record is from RefSeq and is a predicted model, not a curated record. Lineage: Eukaryota; Metazoa; Chordata; Actinopteri; Cypriniformes; Cobitidae.